Entrophospora sp. SA101 is the source of this 174-nucleotide messenger RNA. NCBI's taxonomy places the organism in Eukaryota, Fungi, Glomeromycota, Glomeromycetes, Entrophosporales, Entrophosporaceae. The record is from the annotation of a GenBank genome assembly.
GAUCUUGGUUAUGCUAUGGCAAUACAUACUAGUCAAGGAAUGACUCUCAAGGCUCCACAAUGUGUUUGGGUCAUUGAUGAACAUUUGGCUUGGGAUGAUUUAAUAUAUCUUGCAAUUGAUUGUGUAAAAUAUUUAAAUCACCCUAUUCAGAUUGAAGAUCCACCAUUACUAGAA